AUGUGCUUCGGCGUGUCGUUAAAUAACUUUUCAUUCGACAGAGCGUCGCACACGUGGUUCACUUUUAACCGACCGCUGUUUGGAAGUGAUGUCGUUGUUCCAUUUGUCUCGCCUGCCGAAGUCAUCGUUUCAUCUGAAGUAGCCGUUAAUGUACUUGCAGUUGUUGCAGUUGUUGCAGUUGUGUUAAACACAGUUGUGGUUGUCGUCGAAGUCGUGGUUGUCGUCGUAGUUGUCGUCGUAGUCGUGGUUGUCGUCGUAGUCGUGGUCGUAGGCACUGGUGUAUCGGUGGUUGAUGUGGCUGAUGUUGGCAUUAGGCCCAUCAACAACAAUCCGGCAAUGAGUAUCUUCAUCUUCACUGCCGCCAUUCCAGGUGAUUAUGCUUCACAAAUCGGUGCCGUUUGUCCCAAUACGCAACAACCAAUUUCAAACUAUUUUCGAAAUUUUGUUAUCUGUAGCGAAAUUUGUAUGCUGUCUUUGGUUUGA
Messenger RNA from Helobdella robusta, 483 nucleotides. RefSeq lists its product as hypothetical. NCBI's taxonomy places the organism in Eukaryota, Metazoa, Annelida, Clitellata, Rhynchobdellida, Glossiphoniidae. The record is from RefSeq and is a predicted model, not a curated record. The transcript has 2 exons. The coding region runs from base 1 to 483 and encodes 160 amino acids.